Molecule: messenger RNA, 3059 nt
Organism: Lagopus muta (rock ptarmigan)
Lineage: Eukaryota; Metazoa; Chordata; Aves; Galliformes; Phasianidae
Product: TGF-beta receptor type-2-like
Exons: 7
Coding region: 1-1869 (622 amino acids)
Biological process (GO): protein phosphorylation; cellular response to growth factor stimulus; transforming growth factor beta receptor signaling pathway
Cellular component (GO): plasma membrane; signaling receptor complex
Molecular function (GO): metal ion binding; activin receptor activity; transforming growth factor beta receptor activity, type II
Source: RefSeq, a predicted model, not a curated record
AUGAGCUGCAGUUCCUGGGCGGACCCCACGCACAGCUGGGUUCGCUGUGCCUGGAUCCGCCUUCCCAGCCUGCAGCCUCAUGAAUGUGGGGCUGUGGGGUUGACAUCGGAGAGGAAGAAGGAUGGACGGGUCAACACCCUGAAGCCAAGCUUCUGGAUCCAGAAAAUGGGUUGCUGGAGGAGACUGGGUCUGCUUUCCUUGCUGCUGCUGUCCUUCUCCUGCUGUGCCGGUGCACGCCGCAGCCUGAAGACCAACCUGUGCAAGUGGUGUGACUCCACGCCGCCAGCCUGUGAGCGGGAGGUGUGCUACAGCAACUGCAACCUCAACUCCUACUGCGAGGACCCCUUUGAGAUCUGCGUGGCCAUAUGGAGACAGGACAAUGACAGCAUCAGGAUCAGCACGCUCUGCCACAACCCCCACCGCCCCAUAGAGAACCUCAUGGUCCCCAACUACAACACCUCGCGCUGCAUCAUGACCCACCAGCCCAGCGAGGAUGGCAUCAUCUACAUCUGCGGCUGUGUGGAUGAGCAGGAGUGCAACGAUAAGCUUAUCUUUGAAAAUCAUACUAAUGGCUACUCCAUGCUGCAGAGCAAGGAGGUCAUCCCAGUGGCCGCCAUCAGCCUCCUGCCGCCGCUGCUGGUGGCGGUGAUGAUUACUGUCAUCUUCUAUCUCUGCCGCACGCAGAAGCAACGCAAGAGGGCCAAGAGCUGGGUUGGGAAGCAGGGCCAGGGUCCAGCACUGCAGGAGCCAGGCAGAGCUGCCGAGCGGGACGAGAAGCUGUCUGUGCUGAUGGAUGAUGGCCCGGCCACCAUGAACCCCACCUGCGCCAACAGCCUCAACCACAACACCGAGCUGCUGCCCAUUGAGCUGGACGAGAUGGUGGGCAAGGGGCAGUUUGCGGAGGUGUGGAGGGCUAAGCUGAACCACAGCAGCUCAGGGCAGUAUGAAACAGUGGCGGUGAAGAUCUUUCCCUGUGAGGAGUAUUCUUCCUGGAAGAACGAGAGCCAGAUCUUCACAGAUGCCAGCCUCAAGCAUGACAGCGUUCUGCAGUUCCUCACAGCUGAGGACAGGGGCUCCGGGCCACGCAGGGAGUACUGGCUCAUCACCGCCUACCACAGCAGGGGCAACCUCAAGGACUAUCUCUCCAGACACAUCCUGAGUUGGAUGGACCUGCAAAAAAUGGCAGGGUCACUGGUGAACGGGGUGGCCCACCUCCACAGUGAUUACACAGCCUGCGGCCGGCCGAAAAUCCCCAUUGCUCACCGGGACAUCAAAAGCACCAACAUCCUGGUGAAGAACGAGCAGGAGUGUGUGAUCUGUGACUUCGGCAUUGCCAUACGCCUCGACCCCUCACUGACGGCAGAUGACUUUGCUAACAGCGGGCAGGUGGGCACUGCCAGGUACAUGGCCCCAGAGGUCUUGGAGUCUAGGGUGAACCUGGAAGAUCUGGAGUCUUUCAAGCAGAUGGAUGUCUAUUCCAUGGCCCUCGUUCUGUGGGAAAUGGCCUCCAGAUGUGAAGUGGUGGGAGAGGUAAAGAAUUACGAGCUGCCUUUUGGAUCAAAAGUGCAGGAGCAACCCUGUGUGGACACCAUGAGAGACAUUGUGCUGCAUGGCAGAGGGCGGCCUGAGAUCCCUAGCAGCUGGCUGGUGCACCAGGGGAUGCGCUUCCUGUGUGACACCAUCACGGAGUGCUGGGACCACGACCCCGAGGCUCGCCUCACCGCACACUGCGUGGCCGAGCGCUUCAACCUGAUGGCGCAGAUGGAUUGCGACGACAUCCUCAACAACAACACGGACAACGAGGUCGGCAAAACAGCCUCUGCGGGAGGGGAGCAGCAGGGCAAUGAUGGGAGCAGGAGCAUGCCGUGAUGCAGCAGCAGGGAGCCUCAGCAUGAGAGUCCCAGGAAAGGAACUACAAUAUAGUGCAUAACUUAUUUAUUACAUCUGUUUCCUCCCAGUGAUGGGCUGAACUGUGGAAUCAAUACUUUUUUUUUUUUUUUUUUAAAGUGCAACACUAUAUAUGAACUGAUUUUGUACUUACUUUAAGUGUAUAAUGGUGCAAAGCAUUUCUUCUAUUAUUUUUUAAAACAAUAACAUUUAAUCUUUUAUUAAUAAGUACGUGAAUUCCAUGCCUAUCUUUAGAAGUCCUUCCAGGCUGUCAUCAGGAGUUUCUCUUCUAACUGCUCACUCUGCACAGCUCACACACUUUCUGAAUGGCGCACACACACACACACACACCCCAAAAAGAAACCCCAAAAAAGAUGAGAUAGCCUGAGAUGUUACAGGUUGCAGUGGAACAAAGAGCAUGGAAGUUACUCAGGUGAAAUUCUUUCAAUAGUAAAAAAACAAACAAACAAACAAACAAACAAACCCCACACAAAUAAAACCAAGUGACCAAUACAGGCACUGCUGAUCCUGAGACCUCCUGCUGCUCUAAGAGAUCUCAGUGUUGGCAAACUCCCUACCAGCACACCUCCCACACCCCUGCCACCAGUCCGGUCCCCAGCCACCCCCAACCAGAUCUUACCACACUAACACUGCCAACACAAACACGGUUGCCAAUUCUUCCUGCGGUUACUUCCCCUCCUCCACAGCAUUACUCAACUUGAAGAAACACGAUCAGACAGAGCAAGGACCUUUACUCCCCAUAACUCCCAGACCGAGCCAGGCAGCCUCUGCAGUAGAAAGGCAAUUAACUGAAUGAGAAAGGUCACACCACAUCGAACCACAUUGUUGUGCAAAUCUUAAUCCUUCCACUCUUGUAAGCAAAAGGUAAUAAAACCUCUCGCUGCUACCAAGAAGUCCUGCAAGCCCACACCUGAUGUGCACCUACACAGAGGUUCUUUCAGGAUAGUGUGAAAAAGGAAUGCUUUGCUUGCCAGCACAGCACGCCUGGCUGCUCCUUCCUGUCACCUUACAGUGCUCAAGUGAGCCCCUUCCCUCAAAGCACACCUCCAGUUUGCCAUCACAAUACUCUUUUCCACACACACUAAACGUCAGUCUCAUUUAACACAUUAAUGACUGUUCUCUGUAAGCCCAGAAGGAACAGGAGGCACUAG